AUGUCAUUGGGGAAAUCUCCUGUGUGGGGGGUGCGCCCUGUGCCCCGACCUCUCCGGCUGUCCCACCUCAGCCUGCUGUUCUUGUGCGUGUCUCUCUUUGCCCAGGCUCCCCAAGGUUUGCCUGCGGUAGGUUAUAACACUGACUUUAAGAGGGAGAUCACGCUGGAUGGGGAUUUGAUGAUUGGCGGCCUGUUCCCCGUGCACCAGAAGGGCGAGGGGACAGAAGACUGUGGGAAGAUUAAUUCUCAGAGAGGGAUCCAGAGACUGGAGGCCAUGCUGCUGGCACUGGAUGAAAUCAACAAGGAUGAGCACAUCCUACCAGGGAUCAGACUGGGAGCUCAUAUACUGGACACUUGCUCUAAGGACACCUACGCUCUGGAGCAGUCUCUGGAGUUUGUGAGGGCCUCCCUCACCAAAGUGGACGACAGUGAGUACACGUGCCCCGACGGCUCCUACGCCAUCCACGACGACAUCCCUCUGGCAAUCUCUGGGGUCAUAGGAGGCUCCUACAGCGACGUCUCCAUUCAGGUGGCCAACCUGCUGCGACUCUUCCAAAUCCCUCAGAUCAGCUACGCCUCCACCAGUGCCAAGCUCAGCGAUAAGACCCGCUACGACUUCUUCGCCCGCACCGUGCCGCCUGAUUUCUACCAGGCCAAAGCCAUGGCAGAGAUCCUCCGUUACUUCAACUGGACGUACGUGUCUACCGUGGCGUCAGAAGGCGACUAUGGUGAGACUGGCAUCGAUGCCUUCCAGCAGGAAGCGCGAGCGCGCCAGAUCUGCAUUGCCACGUCAGCAAAGGUGAGCCGCUCCAUGAGCCGCUGGAGUUACGAGAACGUGAUCCGGUCCCUGCAGCAGAAAUCCAACGCCAAGGUGGUCAUCUUGUUCACGCGCAGCGAGGACGCCCGUGAGCUGCUGGUGGCCGCCAACCGCAUGAACGUCACCUUCACUUGGGUGGCCAGUGAUGGCUGGGGAGCACAGGAGAGCGUGGUGAGGGGCAGUGAAGCGGUGGCAGACGGGGCAUUCACCAUUGAACUGGCCUCCUAUCCGAUCCCCCAGUUUAACGAGUACUUCACCGGCCUGCACCCGUACAAUAACACCAGGAAUCCCUGGUUCAGAGAGUUCUGGGAAAACCAGUUCCAGUGCAGCCUCCAUGACCUGGGCUGUGGAAAACAUUCGCUCCGCGACGUCGCGUUCCAACCGGAAUCCAAGAUCAUGUUUGUCGUGAACGCCGUCUAUGCAAUGGCUGCUGCCUUAAAUAACAUGAGGCAGGCCUUAUGUCCUAACUCCACCAAAGUGUGCGACGCUCUGAAACCAGGGAAUGGCAGAAAGUUUUACAGGGAUUACAUUCUCAAGGUCAAGUUUGAGGCGCCGUUUCGUCCACCAGACACAGAGAAUGUAGUCCGCUUCGAUGCCUAUGGGGACAGCCUUGGCCGCUACAACAUUUUCCACUACCACAAAGAAGACGGACGCUAUGUCUACCGUAAGGUCGGCUACUGGGCUCAGAGUCUGACCCUGAACACCACUCUGAUCCCCUGGGCCGGGGAGGCUGCCCCCACCUCCCAGUGCAGUGACCCCUGUAGGAAGAACGAGGUAAAGAGCAUGCAGCCUGGCGACGUUUGCUGCUGGAUCUGCAUUCCCUGUCAGCCGUACCAGUACUUACAGGACGAGUUCACAUGUGCGGACUGUACUUUCGGACAGUGGCCCCAGGCCAACCUGACAGGCUGCUAUGACCUGCCUGAGGAGUACAUCCGCUGGGAAGACGCCUGGGCCAUUGGACCCGUCACCAUCUCCUGUCUCGGGAUGAUGUGCACGCUCUUUGUCAUCGGCCUCUUCCUUAAACACAAUGAAACCCCCGUGGUGAAGGCCAGUGGACGAGAGCUCUCCUACAUUCUCCUCCUGGGCGUGCUGAUGUGUUAUAGCAUGACCUUCAUCUACAUCGCCAAACCCUCCACAGCAGUGUGUACGCUACGCCGGCUGGGGUUAGGCACCUCCUUUGCCGUGUGCUACUCGGCCCUCCUGACCAAGACCAACCGCAUCGCUCGGAUCUUCAGCGGAGUGAAGGAUGGAGCGCAGCGGCCUCGGUUCAUCAGCCCGGCCUCUCAGGUCGCCAUCUGCGGCGCCUUGAUCUCCUGCCAGCUGGUCGUGGUGGUGGUGUGGCUGCUGGUGGAGACCCCGGGCGUGAGGAAGGAAGUGAGCCCGGAGAAGAGAGACAUAGUCACCCUCAAAUGCAACAGCAAGGACUCCAGUAUGCUCAUGUCCCUCACCUACAACUGCAUCCUCAUUAUCCUCUGCACGGUCUACGCCUUCAAGACCCGCAAAUGCCCCGAGAACUUCAACGAGGCCAAGUUCAUCGGGUUCACCAUGUACACCACCUGCAUCAUCUGGCUGGCGUUCCAGCCCAUCUUCUACGUUACUGCCAGUGACUACAGGGUGCAGACGACCACCAUGUGCAUCUCUGUCAGCCUGAGCGGCUCGGUGGUGCUCGGCUGCCUCUUCGCUCCUAAGGUCCACAUCAUCCUGUUCCAGCCGCAGAAGAACGUGUGCAGCCUGAGGGUGGCCACCACGCGCUUCAGCGUCACCACAGGCCCGGGCUCCAGUUUGUCUCAAGCGUCAGCCUCCAAUGUUGUUCCGACGGUGUGUAACGGUCGAGAGGUGGUGGACUCCACGACGUCGUCCUUGUGAAGAUGGGCCGCGUUCCCUUGGCCCAGGCAUUGUAAACAGUUAUAUAAUCACUAGUCCUGAGCUGAUCAGGUGUCUCAGAUAUUAAAGAGGUCAUGCAGAGACGAUUGUCCUGACUUAGUUGUCCUCAAAGUGCUGUGAGUACGAUGUCCCGAUUACUUUUUAUUUUUGUUCUUUGACUCUUUAGCGAUUUUAAACACGAGAUGCCACUGAAGUCGCAUAAUAGCCCUUCUUUUUAUUGAAGAUUCUACUUGCAACGAUGGAGUAAAUUAUAGUAAAUCUGUUAAAUGUAAUAUAUAAGCGAGACGUUUUUAAUGUAGAUUUUGGUGAACAAGUUUGUGCUUUCU
Solea solea (common sole) is the source of this 3026-nucleotide messenger RNA. It is a transcript of the gene grm2a, whose product is annotated as glutamate receptor, metabotropic 2a. The transcript has 5 exons. Gene Ontology annotation, cellular component: membrane. The record is from RefSeq and is a predicted model, not a curated record. Gene Ontology annotation, biological process: G protein-coupled glutamate receptor signaling pathway; regulation of synaptic transmission, glutamatergic. Lineage: Eukaryota; Metazoa; Chordata; Actinopteri; Pleuronectiformes; Soleidae. Bases 1 to 2682 code for a protein of 893 amino acids. Gene Ontology annotation, molecular function: group II metabotropic glutamate receptor activity.